CAGCUGGUUGCUCAGAUGUAUCCGGCAAUGCCAAGCCUUGGUCAUUUCCUGUCAGCUGCCUGCCAUGUCCGUGCGGCUGCGGUCUCGUGAUGGGGACGUUUUCGAGGUGGGCCGCUGGCUCAUUGACCUGAGCCCGGUACUCUCCAGCACGGAGAGCGACGAUGAGAUCCCUUUGCCCCUCAUCGGCACCUUCGCCUUGAAGCUGCUGCUGGCACACUGCCAGGAGUACCGGAGCCAGGGACGUUGGAUUCUGAGCCGGAAGCUUUCCUGCAGCGACCUGGAGAAGCUCUCUGGUGCGGCUCACUUCCUGGCACUGGAGCGCUUGGCGGGGCUGUGCGCCGCCAAGUUGGCAGAGCUGGUGCUGAAGCAGGACGCGGCGCUUCAGCUAAGCCCGCGGACGCUGCGCCGCCUACUGGACUUCCGCGGCCAGCUGCCCCCAGAGGCCCUCUGUGCCGUGAUCACCGCGUCCGCCCUGGAGGCCCUGGAGGCGGUGGCGCGGCAUAGGGGCCACGCCCACCCAGAGGUGCGCCUGGCCGUGGUGCAGGCGAUGAGCCGGGCCCGUGAGGCGCCAGAGUGGAUCCAGAGCAGGCUGCAGGUGGAGAAGGAGCCACGUAUCCAGCAGGCACUGCUCUCCUGCCUGCAGCACAGCCGCAGCGCUUGGAGCAGCAAUCAGAUCUCGAAGCUCCUUUGCUUCCUGGCGCCUGCGCGCGUUGGCGCCGUCCGGCUCAGCGCUCUGGACGCGCUGUCGGCGGUGGCGGUCCCGGACGACGCGGCCGCAUUGGCGGCGCUGCUGGGAGCGCCGCCCUACGGGCGCCAGGGGCUGCGGGACACGCAGCCGGCGGUACGUCUCCGGGCACUUCAGGCGCUGAGGCAGCUGGUGGCGAAGAACCGCAGCCUACAACUGCUUGAGGCUGUAGCCGCGCUCCUGCAGGACAUGGAUGACCAGGUGCGGCAGGAGGCGGUGGACGUUUUGGCCUGGCUGGGCAAGGGCAACGUCGCGGCCAUCCAAGGCGCAGUGGACUGCUUGCGGCACAGCACCUCCACGGUGAGAAGCUGCGGCAUCAAAGCCCUGCGGCUGGUGGCGCGAGGCAACUCCGCGGGAGUUGCUGGGAUUUUGCAGCGCAUGGCUGCCCCAAACUGCCGGGGCACCUGCGUCCUGGCGCUGCUGGCGGUGCUGCCUCCGCUGGACGCCCUCAAGGUCUGCAUCUCUUGCCUCGCGAGACCCGGCACCCGCGAGGCGGUGCCGGAGUGUCUGGCCACGCUGCGGGCGCAGAUUCGGAAGCCCAAGGCGGUGGCUCGGACCCUGGCGGCGGCGCUGCCGAAAUAUUUGGCCAGCAAGGAGCCCUGCACGAGACUUUGGGCCCUGCGGAGCCUGCGUGCGGCCGACACGCCCAAGCGCUUAUUGGCCCGCGCGGGCCUACGGCUUCUGGACAAGGAGCUCUCGGUACGGCAGGAGGCCUGCCUGGUGGCCGAGCGCCUCUCCAGCGAGCAACGUGUGGAGCUCCUGUCGCCGCUAGUGGCGCAGCUUUCUCACAAUCACGGGCGGCAGCGGCUGGUUGCAGCUGCUUUUGCCCGACUGGCUGAUCCUCGCACGGAUCGCUUCGUGGCUUUGCUGGCUCCGGCGUUGCGGCACAGGCUGCCCAAGGUGCGCCUGGCCGCUUCGGCCAUCCUUUGCCAACUCAGCACUGAGCAGGGGCCUGCAGCGCUCCAAGUGGCCGUGCAGGUUUUGGCGGAGGGUCCGCCGGAGGCAAAGGACACAAGUUUCCGGGCGCUGGCGGCCAUUUUGGAGGGGUCCAAGAAGGCGCUGGACUUGAACGUUGCCCUGCCCUUCGCCAAGCUGCGCCCUCGCGCCGCUUUGGCGCUAGCACGGCGCAUGGGCUCCGGCGAUGAGCUGGUGAGACACGAGGAGUUCGUGGAGGCCUUGGUGUCCAUGCUCUUCGCUGGGCCGGUGGCACGCCGCUACGCCACCCAGGCCCUGCAAUUGGCUUCCGCCGGGCCUUCAGAAGGCGGCGCCCGCGCAGUGAGAGCGGUGGCACGACUAUUGCAGCAUCACAGGUGGCAGGUGCGCUGGAGCGCAGUGGCAGUACUCCUGGCAGCACCUCGCACGCGGCAUGUCACCAAGGCCGUGAAGGACGUCGCAGCUGCAAGCCCCCAGCGCUUCGUACGGGACGUUGCGGAGUACGUUUUGCGGAAAGAAGAUGACCGUAGCCUCUGCCAGCAGGUGAAUCGUCUUGCUGCUGAAGAUGAAAAUGUCCAGAAGCGACCGAGGGUGAAGGCGGAGCGCAAGCGCAAGUUCGCUAGGCUCGUGCCCGGAAGGAGCCACACACUUCACUUGGACUAGUCGACCGGCACAUCUUGCACUCAGUGAGAGGGCCCUGGGAAAUGAUCGAGCAUCCUCCAUUCUGAGCACUCCGAUCAACUCCCUCCUGGCCUCGAAGGCUUUGCUGCGCGUCCUGGCGGUGGUUGGAUCCCGGGCGGGCGCAGAGCUGCAGGGCCGAGGAUCGACAUGCUCGACCGGCACGUGCGCAAGGUGAGGUGCUUCUUUGCUUGGACACCCAAUCCUUUGCGCUGCUUAUCUAUGAUUUUCUACGGUGAAGGCAACGUGUUCUUCGGCACCUCUCAGGACAUCGCUGGAUAAUGAUUCUGCCGUGCUGUGCUACGAGGAUACGGCUGUGCCAAACUGGCCUCAUUGUGCUGGCCUGGGUCGACUUCCGUUGGCUUGGACGUUGCUCUGCCGGCGCUGCCGAUCUUGAAGCAAGAUGCGGGUUCGGCUUCGGAACUACGGCCACAGCAUGCCCUGUUAAUGAGACGGACUUCCUGCUUUGCCCAGGACGCACAUUCACAACCUCCCUCACAUCUAGAACCAGCAUAGUCACAGCUACGACUGUGACUUCAAGCACCGUAAGUGUGACAUGGAAAAACUGGCGAUUGCACGGCGAGCUCCGGCAAAUUUGCAGCGGCUGUUUCAGCGAUCUUUGAUUGUCGUUCUUGCAACCCCCAGCAAAGCUGCGGCAGGUGAUCUCAGC
Effrenium voratum is the source of this 3026-nucleotide messenger RNA. The record is from the annotation of a GenBank genome assembly. NCBI's taxonomy places the organism in Eukaryota, Dinophyceae, Suessiales, Symbiodiniaceae.